AAUUUCCGCCACUGCUCGUCGCUCGCGAUUAUCUCCAGUCUUUCACAAGACCUUACCCCAUCUCUGGAUUCUGCAGCUCCAUUCGUCGUCGAUAUUUAGAACCCAUCCUGAGUACCAAUAUCAUUGCGAUGACAUCGUCAUCUUAUUCUUGGAUAUAAUCUUGCCUAAAUGUCUGCAUGCAUGUCACGCCUCGCCAGCACCGGACCUACUUCAUAUCUGAUAAACAACACUCCUCUGAUCCCACUGGCCAAUAAUUCCCCUUGUCACAAGGCCCGUUCUCGUGAGCGCGGAAAAAACCAAGGCCGUGACCACGACUCUCCAAGUCACCUGUAUUAGCGGGGCGCUGGAAUCAAUUCCAUGUCAUCAGGGCUUCCGAUGAACACAUCACGUAUCAGGCUCUUUCUAUGAGAUCUCGACGUU
Molecule: messenger RNA, 420 nt
Organism: Serpula lacrymans var. lacrymans S7.9
Lineage: Eukaryota; Fungi; Basidiomycota; Agaricomycetes; Boletales; Serpulaceae
Exons: 2
Coding region: 169-336 (55 amino acids)
Source: RefSeq, a predicted model, not a curated record